UUUGAAGUUGAAGUGGCUUCGAGCUUGAACGCAUCCAUCGCCUACAUGAUCGUUGUCUAUGUAGCUCAAUGACAACGGAAUCAACGCUGAUGUUCUCUACCUUGACCCUUACGGGCAGCGCGAUCCCAAAGCCCGUCACAUUACCGAGGCAAAAGGACUUCCCAGCUUGUCAGUUCGACGCAAAUCCUGGCAUGUAUCGAACCAGACCGGACUGGCAGCCAUCAUUGUCUCCUCGCAACGAUGCUGGCCACCUGUCGCUGAGGUUGGGAGAGUGCAUCGGUGGCGGCAGGUCCGCCGUAGUCUAUGAUGCCGAGAUCUUGACCACGUCCACCUCAAAGGAAGGCUACAUUCCCCCUUCAUCUCCGACUCCCGCAGAACAGAAGCUCUGUGUCAAGAUCGCGCGGCCCAACCGUUGUCGCACACUGGCACGAGAGGGAUGAACGGCACGGGGAACGACUGUGGGGUGCUCUUG
This is a messenger RNA of Fomitopsis serialis, 472 nucleotides long. RefSeq lists its product as uncharacterized. The transcript has 2 exons. The record is from RefSeq and is a predicted model, not a curated record. Bases 69 to 440 code for a protein of 123 amino acids. NCBI's taxonomy places the organism in Eukaryota, Fungi, Basidiomycota, Agaricomycetes, Polyporales, Fomitopsidaceae.